Molecule: messenger RNA, 4114 nt
Organism: Thalassophryne amazonica
Lineage: Eukaryota; Metazoa; Chordata; Actinopteri; Batrachoidiformes; Batrachoididae
Gene: sorcs3b
Product: sortilin related VPS10 domain containing receptor 3b
Exons: 27
Coding region: 154-3879 (1241 amino acids)
Cellular component (GO): membrane
Molecular function (GO): protein binding
Source: RefSeq, a predicted model, not a curated record
GACGCGAGCGGAUCUGCUGAAUGUCUUCUUCCUCGUAACGAUGAUCUCUUCUGCGUUUUAGAAGUUCAAAAGCUCCGACACAGUGAGGUACUUUCUUGUUGUUGUUUUUUCUUUCCUUAUUUUUCCUCCAGACUCUCAGUUCGGACGAAAACAAUGGGACUGUGGAUUUUUUGGAGAUUUUGUCUGCUGGUUUUUGUGCUGCUGAACCCCUUUCAUUAUAAAUUUCUGGCACACGCGGAAAUAAGUUCUCCAAGAACCACCAGCAGAGCGCAUCACCUGGAUGUAACCACGCCGGAGGUACGCGCAAACCAAAAGUCAAGAGAGAAAAUCCCAUCCCAGUUCGAUAGUAGUACUAAAGUUUUUGAAAAGGAAUCUGUCGAUGUCGGGGCUUUGACUCAAAACAAUGAGAUGAAUACUGGAAAUGGCGCACAAAGUGUUCUUGGAAAUUACGCACCGAUCGGCACCAGAACGACACCUAUGCGUGCCAAAAUAAGUCAGAAAAAGUAUGGUAACAAUUUCGAAGACCUGCAAAGGGGAGGCACCACCAAUGUUUUGUUAAAAAACACAUUUUAUGAUACAAUAAUGAGAAAAACUCGGAGUGUGGGCGCAACAUAUGGCGAAAUGUUGGAUAGGGGUGCGAUCGGAGACGCGCACGGCUUUGUGGACAAUGUCAGGAGUGUUUCCAACUCCAGAGUCGAGUAUCGGCGCACCGGCGAGGAAGCCAGAGGGUCUAACGCGAGGCAAAGUGAGCCCCACCUGGACACUUCGACUUUUGCUCUAUCAGGAGACUCUGCGCACAACCAGGCGAUGGUGCACUGGUCCGGACACAACAGUAGCGUGAUCCUGAUCUUGACGAAGCUGUAUGACUUCAACCUGGGGGCGGUAACUGAGAGCUCUCUCUGGAGAUCUGCUGAUUAUGGAAGCACCUACGUCAAACUCAAUGACAAAUUGGGCUCAAGGACAGUUUUAAGUUACUUGUACGUCUGCCUCACCAACAAACAGAAGAUAAUGAUGCUUAGUGACCCAGAGGUAGAGAGCGCUGUUCUCAUCAGCUCGGAUGAAGGGGCAAGCUUUGAGAAGCAUCUCAUUAACUUCAACGUCCAGAGUCUGCUCUUCCACCCCACACAGGAGAACUGGAUCCUGGCUUACAGUCAUGAUAGCAAGCUGUACAGCUCGAUGGACUUUGGGAAGAAAUGGCAGCUUGUUCACGACAACGUGAUGCCAGGGCGAUUCUACUGGGCAGCAAUAGGGCUGGACAAAGACUCUGACGUGGUCCACAUCGAGACGCGCAUCGCAAAAGGCCGCGCUCUGUAUGUAAAGUGCAGAGCCCAUCGAUGUACAGAAACUAACAGACAGUACCUCUUUCCUGGACAUAUAGACACCAACUCCCUGGUUGUACAGGACGAAUACGUUUUCACACAGGUAACCAAGUCUGGACGAACCAGCUACUUUGUGUCUUACAUGAGAGAGUCCUUCAAGCAAAUGCAAUUACCGAAAUACUGCCUACCAAAGGACAUGCACAUCAUCAGUACAGAUGAGAAGCAGGUGUUUGCUGCAGUCCAGGAGUGGAAUCAGAACAUGACUUACAAUCUGUAUAUCUCAGACUCCCCCGGGGUCUACUUUACUCUUUCGUUGGAGAAUCUGAGGACCAGCAGAGGACCAGCAGGGAACCUUCUGGUUGACUUCUAUAAGGUUGAGGGGAUAAAUGGCAUGUAUCUUGCCAACAAAGUGGUGGAUCAUCAAGUGAAGACAUUCAUCACAUACAACAAGGGACAGUCAUGGGCUCUGCUGCCGCCUCCGACCACCGAUGUGGCUGGAAAUAACCUCCACUGCAUUGUGCCGUUCUGUUCCUUGCAUCUUCACUUGGAAAUGUCUGAGAACCCUUACACAUCUGGACCCAUCACCAGUAAAAAGUCUGUACCAGGAAUCAUUGUGGCUACAGGGAACAUCGGAAGAGAACUGUCCUCUGCCAACCUUGGAAUGUUUAUAACAUCUGAUGCAGGGAAUAGCUGGAGACAGAUUUUUGACGAAGAGUACAACAUAUGGUUUCUCGACAAUGGAGGGGCUCUGCUGGCGGUUCUGCACGCGGCGACACCUAUUCGACACUUAUGGAUCAGCCUCGAUGAAGGGAAGAAAUGGGACCGCCACAGUUUCUCCUUGGCGCCUCUAUAUGUGGAUGGAGUUUUAAUGGAUCCAGACUCUGAAAAUCACAUUAUCACUUUCUUUGGACACUCAAGCCACCGUUCAGAAUGGCAGCUGAUCAAAAUUGAUUACAAGGGCAUCUUUAAUAGGCGAUGCAUGGAUGGAGAUUACCAGACGUGGCACCUGCACAACAAGGGAGAGUCGUGUGUGAUGGGUGAGAAACAGAUUUAUAUGAAGCGCAGACCUGGCAAGAGUUGCAUGCUGGCACAAGGCUAUUCCAGGAUCUAUUCCUCAGAGCCGUGCCAGUGCACAGCCUUUGAUUUCGAAUGUGACUACGGGUGGGAACGCCAGACGGAUGGGAAGUGCUCCCCUGCUUUCUGGUUUAAUCCAAACAGCGCCGCUAAGAGCUGCAGCACCAGCCAAAGUUUCCUGAACAGCACGGGGUAUCGUAAGGUUUUGGCCAAUAACUGUAAGGAGGGAGGGAGGAAUGUGUACUCCCCCAGGAGACAGGUCUGCCACCCCCGACCACCCCGAGGCCUCCGCCUGUCCACCAGCCACGGAGAUCUCAGCGCCGCCGUUGGAAGCAACGUCACUUUCACGGUCUACCUUGACAACGGAGACUCGCCGAGAACCAGCAUCCAGCUCGACUUCGGGGACGGCAUCAAGAUCAUGUAUUCCAACGUGAGCCGGAGUGACGACGGCAUCAAGCACGUCUACAGAAUGACUGGGAUUUACCGAGUGGCGGCUUACGCCGAAAACAACCAGGGCUCUGACAGCAGCGCACUGUUUCUACACAUCACCAGUCCAGUGGAGCGUAUAUAUCUGUCAGCCCCUAUUGUAGCCAUUCGGGGAAAGGAGGCUAAUCUCACUGCGGCGGUUUGGCCGAGUCACACCAGAACACUGACCUUCUUCUGGUGGUUUGACAACAACUCUGAGCCUAUUAUAAGCUUGGAGGGAAGCAUCACAUACAGGUUUCAGAGAGAGGGCAAAAACAAGGUCACGGUCCAAGUUGCCUGUGGGAACACCAUCAUGCAGGAUUCAAAAGUUAUAACUGUUAAAGAGUUCUUCAGGUCACUGCUGUUGUCGUUCUCGCCAGCUCUUGACGAGCACAACCCUGACAUCUCGGAGUGGAGGGAAGACGUGGGCCGUGUGGUUCGGACAGCUCUCUCACAGAUGUCCGGGGUCCCUGAGGAACAGCUGCUGGUGUCUCUGUACCCAGGUCUUCCAACGAGCGCAGAGCUCUUCAUCCUGCCUGACAAGCACACAGCAAGUGAUCACAAGAGAAGGAACGAGGAGCUGCAGGCGCUGUCUGAUAUUUUUGCCACGGUCCUGAACCAAGGCCUCAUCCAAUUUGAACUGAAAGCCGAUAUUCACAUUAUUGUGUACAUCACUCAGCAAACUCUGGCACCACUGGUGGAUUCGAACGCCAUCCACAGUGGGUCGGCCAUGCUGUUGCUGCUCACUGUAGUGUUUGUCGGUUUGACAGCGUUCUUCAUCUAUAAGUUCAAAAGGAAAAUCCCUCCCAUCCAUGUCCAGACUGAAGACAGCCAUGAGAAGGAUCCUGAAGUGAUCAGUACCGUGAGUCCGAGUGACAGCAUGUCCAAAGUCAAGCUCAGUGAGUUUCCUUCCCAGAAAGAACUCAUAGAAAAGGAGCUGGAAGCAAGGAGCAGAGGAGGAAUCGGAAGAAAUAUGGAAAGGAUUGUUACAAGGGAAUUUCCAAACUGUACUAAUGUCUAAGACUGAGUAGGUACCGACUGCUGUGUUUCGACUGUGCUCAGUUGUUUGCUUUGUUGCUUUUGUUUUAUGUCAUGGAUAGAAUAAAUAUCUGCUUUAUGGAGGUGGAUCUCCAGCCAGACUCUUUGGCCUCUACUUUCAGGGCGGUGAACUGCAACAGUCCAGAACUGCCGCUUCAGGUAGAGGUGUGAUGAUGCAUUGCUGUUUGAUAAUUCCCGCUACAAAAAUGAAACAAAUU